Molecule: messenger RNA, 3195 nt
Organism: Temnothorax curvispinosus
Lineage: Eukaryota; Metazoa; Arthropoda; Insecta; Hymenoptera; Formicidae
Gene: s-cup
Exons: 5
Coding region: 1103-1744 (213 amino acids)
Source: RefSeq, a predicted model, not a curated record
CUGCUCGUGUGCUUCCAGCACACGUGAACUAUACCUAAAUGCCGUGCCUGGCCGCGAAUCGCGUGGCGUAGCCAAGCAACGCGCGUGCCAUGACCACCGCGCCGCCGAUAGUCUCCGGCGAAACGGUACUAAGGACGGACCGGGGAAAUUCGUCCCCGACGCGAACAGCCGGGACCGUCGUCGACGUGCGACCACCCCGGGACGCGACGUCGUCGUCGUCGUCGUCGUCGUCGUCGCCGUCGCGGUGGUCUCUGCAUCAGGACGGAAGGAAGGGCGAACGGACGGAUAGACGACGGCCAGACCGACACCGGCCAGGAUUGUUCAUCGAUCGCCAGGAGGAACGGUAUCGCGAGGAGAAAGCUGUUCGGCGAGACCGAGCGCGCGAUCGACCGGGCCAGCUAGACCCCCGUUGUUGUACACUGAGAAAAGGUCGGUCUCCCGCUUGGCAAAUUGACACCUGUCACGGUGUCAACAAGAUCGCGCGAUCAGGCAGCGGCAAGAAGCGACAGUUAUCCUGACGGCUAUCGGAGCCGAGAUCCGACCUGCCUGGAGCAACAAUGACACGCGCGUCUCACGCGCGAGCGAAACCGUCGACGGGUGUCCGUGAAGCCGAGCCUUCGGCCAGGCGGGAGCUACGGCUCUACGUCUGAGGUGCGAUUUGGCUACGAGGAUCCCCCCGAGCGAUCUAACCGGUCGUAAUGCGAAGUCGAUCGUGCUCGGGGGGGAAAGGAGAGAGGCUUGCAUCCGAUGGGCUUUUCCGAGAGGCGUUUCCGGAAACGAUACAUUCCUUUUCGAGACGAUCGCAACGGCGGAGCGGCACGGAUGAUCGAGAUUCUUCCGAUCUUCGCGUGCGAUAACGAUCGACAGUAGCAUGGCAUGUGCAACGCGUGAUCAUCGCGUCGACCUCGAUCCACGAGAUCACUCUGACGAGCCUAACGGGGCGAUUCGAGAAAUAGCUACAGCUCUAAAGAGGGAAAAGGGGAAAAAAUAAAUUAAUCUCACCGGCGCCAAGCGCCAAUUAGCCGCGAUCCAAUGCUAUUUGCGAAAAUCGGGCGGAGACAGGAUUAGCAUCGACGACGUGCGGGACGGCGAGAAUAAGAUAAUGCAAAAGAUAGCGGUGAUGGCCGCGGUGCAGAGGGCCCACGGCUAUCAUAACGGCAGCAACGCUUACGGGGAUGCGAGUAACGCCCCGCCGGAGCAUAACGGCUCCUCGUCGACCAGCAGGAGCGGCCGCUUCGACGCGGAUCUGCACGGCAAUGUUAACAUCCUUCUUGGCGGCGCCAUGAUCAGCGGUGUGAUCAUGAUGGUCGUGCUCAUAUGCUACUGCUGUCACAAAAACGUCCGGAAGCAUCGACCGCAGGAGUACUCGCAAUAUUGGAGAGCCGAGCCGGACAUUCACAGUCUAGAAGUCUUCACCAUGGACACGCACUGCAUCGAGAGAUCGGCAACGUCUCAGGUUCAUCAAGAAGAGGGAGUGCCCACGUCUCUUCCGCCAUGCCCCGUGACUUCGGGCCCGCCGCCGGCCUACGAAAGCCUCAUCUUCGACCCUCGGGCACUGCCCUCGCCGACCGACAAGAAGGACGAGUCUGACGAUCCCGGCAGUAUUAUCUCGCCCCCGAUAAGCAGCUUGCCCACCGAGUCGGAGGCCAACAGGAUCAACAAGCGGGAGGAUAUCCCGAGGGACGAUCAGGGCUUACCUUCGUACGAAGCCGCCCUAAAAUUAGAAGCUGACGGCUACGUUUAAGGAGUGGAUAAGGGGCCGCCGCUAGAACCACUUCGAUCGCGGAUUUCCAAUCGUGAAAAUUUCCAGAGCUCCUAGAUGAAACGCCGAGUCAUGGAUAUCGAGGCAAUAUUCCAUAAUCGACAAGGUGGACUGACUCGGCUGUGGACGAUAGCCGAAGUCAAGUCUCGCGAUAGCAUCUGUGAAAGAAAGAACGUCGUCGACCGUCGUUCCACACGGCGCAAGGAGCUGAGAUUGAUUUUUAAUCGAGGAAAUGGAAGAGGAAAGAAGAGACACAGACGGCUGAGCAAAUUUUCCAAGUAGAUUUGUGAACCAAAAGACAAAGUGUGAGAAACAUUUCUAGCGCAAUUUUUUUGAAAAAUGUUAAGGAACUAUUUUUCUCUCGCGCUUGAAUUAAAAUGCGUAAAAAGUACGGGAUAAUUUUAAUCAAAGAGAUGAAAAGAGAAGAGAAAGGAGUUUUAAAUGAGAAUUUAUUUUUGGAGUUAAUGAAAAAUAAGAGAGAGAGACACAUUGUGCGUUAUAUCAAAAAUAUUCUAAAAAUUUUGGAAUAUUGUUUUCCUCUUGCCUUGUUGAAAGAUUCCAAGUAAUUCUUAAUGUUAGAAUGAAAAGCCACCAAAGAUAAAGUGCCUGAACAUACAUCCUUUUUGUGAAACGUGUGUAAACGGAAGACAAGAUGAAAGAAAAGCGACGAAGCAAUUUCUCGAAAGUACGUACUGUUUUUCCUUCUAUCUUGCCUAAGUAAAACGACACGUAAAAACUCCGAGAGUUUCAGCGACGCGACAUAAUAAGAAAAUUUUUGGAAGAUGCAAUAUCUAAAAGACUUUUCUAUUUUUUGAUGAUCUCUAUGAUUAAAUGUGUGUCGGUAAUAUUUUAAAUAUAGGUAAGAACGCGUCGUAGAAAUAUGUAGGUAUCGAUUUCGAACUCUCUAAAUUUCUUAGAGUGGGAAUACUGCCACUCCAAAAAAGUGAAAUCUCACUGGAGUGGCAAUAUUCCCACUCCAAGAAAUUUAGAGAAAACAUAAAAUGCGCCGAAAUAUAGCCCAAGUUAAUGUCGGCGGUAUGUGAAAACGGUAUAUACGUAAGUCGUAAGGUAUAAUAUAUGUAAGUCGCGGCCGCAGGCAGUGAGCAGAAAGACCUAAUUUCGCAGGUAAUUACAUUUUAUAGAUGUUAAGGAGGAGAAUACUUAACGGCAUAUUUUUCCCGGUCGGUCAUUAGUUUAAGAGAGCAAGAGCGGACAGACGAACGCGGCACCGUUAGAUUACAGUUUCCGUUUGAAUAAACAAUGCGCAUCGCUAUAACGUAAAUGAUAUCUUGGCGUAAUGGGCGCACGACAUCGCGCGGAAUUUAUGUAUUAUACGUUUUCGCUAGGAAAACGCUUCAAAACGUAUCAUUUUACGUAGAACUUUCCCUCUGUACGAUAGAUGAAUAUGUAAAUAAAUAGCUAUGUGCAUUCAA